AUGGGCGGACUAAAUGAACAAGAACGUAUCCGACAACUCGUCGUCAAUGACAAGAACCCUUCACUUGAUGUCGGGCCUAAUGGUCGUCCUCUAUUCACCUCGGCGCCUUCCUUCUCCCACCUCUCCCGCAACGAUGCCCGCACCUACUUCAAGAAAAGGUUGGUGAUCCGGGAUUUCAAGACCAAUGAUCCUUAUGUUGUACUCAAACUAGGGAACCAGAAUGAAGAGCUAAAUUUCACUCUGAAAGAACCCUUGGGUGUUCUGAAUUUGGUGAGUUUCAAAUAUCUAGUAUGCCCCUUCGUUCUUGCUUUCUUCAAUCUCUAG
Sphenostylis stenocarpa is the source of this 324-nucleotide messenger RNA. NCBI's taxonomy places the organism in Eukaryota, Viridiplantae, Streptophyta, Magnoliopsida, Fabales, Fabaceae. The record is from the annotation of a GenBank genome assembly.